This is a messenger RNA of Hyla sarda, 2035 nucleotides long. Its product is annotated as armadillo repeat-containing protein 1-like. NCBI's taxonomy places the organism in Eukaryota, Metazoa, Chordata, Amphibia, Anura, Hylidae. The record is from RefSeq and is a predicted model, not a curated record. Bases 227 to 1030 code for a protein of 267 amino acids. The transcript has 8 exons. Gene Ontology annotation, molecular function: metal ion binding.
UCUGUCGCUGUGGGCGGGGCUAAGAAACGGUCGCUGUGUCCCUGAGGCAAAAGCGUGUGACCACAGCUACCGGGCAGUGGACUAAGUACAGGAACAGCCUCGGCGGACCCGGUGAGUGUCGGGAGAAGUCCGGCAAAUCUGUUGGAAUCAGGAGUCCCUGCUCCUCUACUGUGAGUGGUGAGGCAUACACUGGAUGAGAGGGCCGAGCCCAUAGUUCCAGUCAGAAAUGGAUGCUGUGUCUGUUGUUACCCAUUUAAGGAACCUGGCUUCCCAACCACAGAACAGAGCAAGCAUUGUGAAGGACAAGAGUUGUCUUGCGGGUCUUAUCCUUUUUCUUAGCCAUCAGGAUACACAGGUGGUUGAAGCUGCACUUCAGACAAUCCACUACUUAUGUGACAAUCCGAAUCACUGUGAAGUAAUAAAAAGUGAGCUUGGUAUGAUGGUGAGUCUGCAGAACAUUAGGAACAGUGCCCUUAGUAAUCAUGUGAAACUACUUGCUCAUCGGAUUUAUGUGACACUAAGCAUGCCAAGUCACCAGCACACACCAGAAGCAAAGAAUAAGCAAAACAGCCUACAAUUCUUCCUUCCAAGUGCAAAUAAAAAGGCAAGAAUCAUAACACUUCACAUCCAUGGACUUGAUAAUAUGGAAAGAAAAUCCCUAUGUGAAGAGGCAUUAUUAAAGGUGAAGGGUGUCAUCAGCUUUACCUUUCAGAUAGCAAAGAGGAGGUGCACUGUACGAGUGAAGCCAGACCUGGCAACAGAGUGUAUAACAUCAGCAAUUGCCAACACAAAAGUGCUGAAGGCACAGCAGGUGAUAAAGAACGAAUGUGGAAAAGAGGUUUAUGUUCCAAUGCCAACUAUGAACAAUCAAGUGGAAAAAAGCCAUUGCUUGCCAGACUAUUUGCCAGAAGAGGAAAGUCCUCAAAAAGAUCUGGAAAAAGCUUUAACCCGACCAGUAUCAAAAGAAGAAACGCGUGGGAAUUGGCUAAAAGCUACUGUUGGUUUUCUUAGUAAAACUUUUUACUGGUGACUUAUAUAAAAAAUCUUAAGUUAGGUUAAAGUCAGAUCUGUGUUCAUUGGUUAUGAUGAGGUCUAAACAGGAUUUAGAUCAUGGUGUAUUUAUUUUUACUGGACAAAAUAGAACUACAUGUCGGAAUCUGCAGCAGAGGUUCCAACACACAUGUAAACAUAGUCUGUGUAUUAACCCGAGACCUCUAAAUAUUGUCUUGUGUGUAUUUAUAUGUGAUGUACCUACUUAUGAGUGUAGAUGCUAGUAUAUGUUUUCUUGUCUUUGCUUGUAAAAUGUAAAUAACACAUUUGGGUCCAGUUUACUAUAUUUGUAACUAAAUAAUAGGAAAUAUGCAAGUGUGUUCUGUAGGCAUUAGAUAUUAUUGUUGUACAUAUUGUACAAUUUGCACUGUAGAUGGGUGCUCUACCUUUUAGAGAUUCUUGUUUGGCUGAUAAUUCCUAGUCACCUUACAAGGUUCUUUUAUGGGUUUAAAGGGGAAAUCCGGUACUCAACUUUUUAUCCCCUAUCCACAGGAUUUGGGUAUAAGUGUCUGAUAGCAGGGGGUCCAACCGCCAGGACUCCCGCGUGAUUUCCUGCCCAGUGUUCCAAGGAUUUUUGUUCAGAACAGCUGUUCUCGUGCACGGAGUGACAUUGGCCGACAUGCCCCCUUUAUGCACUGUCUGAGAGAGCUGGAGAUACACGAGUUCUGUACUCGUGUAUUUCUGGUUCUCCCAUGGAAAUGCGUGGAGGAGGGGACAUGUCAACUACCUCUGCAAGGAGCAGUGGUCAAUACGUGCACCGCGAUCAGACACUUAUCCCAUAUGCUGUGGAUAGGGGAUGAGAAGUUCAGUAACAUUUCUCCUUUAAAGUUAAUUUACAGUGUAGCCAGAAACUUUCUGCCCCCCCAGAACAGAAUUUAUUAGAGCAGCAAUGUUAGGCUCUUUUAGCACUUAUUACUGUAAGUAACUUAUCUACUCAAUAAUCCUACAAAAAAACAACAUUUUGUGGAAAAAAAAAAGUAAUUGU